This is a messenger RNA of Lolium perenne, 996 nucleotides long. RefSeq lists its product as uncharacterized. The record is from RefSeq and is a predicted model, not a curated record. Lineage: Eukaryota; Viridiplantae; Streptophyta; Magnoliopsida; Poales; Poaceae.
AUGAUCCUUGUCAAGCUGGUUGUUGGGGACUUAGUCCUCAAUGUUAUCAGCGCGUAUGCCCCACAAGUAGGCCACAAUGAGAGCACCAAGAGGGAGUUCUGGGAAGGCCUGGAGGAAUUGGUUAGGAGGGUACCUAUUGGUGAGAAGCUCUUCAUAGGAGGAGAUCUCAAUGGCCAUGUGGGUACAUCUAACACAGGUUUUGAAAGGGUGCAUGGGGGCUUUGGCUAUGACAUCAGGAACCAAGAAGGAGAAGACGUCCUGAGCUUCGCUCUAGCCUAUGACAUGCGGGGUAAGCGCGCCAAAGUUGCUAGAACAAAGUGGUGGAAGCUCAAGGGUGAGGCAUCCCAGGCUUUCAGGGAGAGGGUUAUUAAGGAGGGCCCUUGGGAGGAAGGAGGCGAUGCAAACAUGAUGUGGACGAGUAUAGCGACAUGCUUGCGGAAGGUCGCUGUAGAGGAGUUUGGGGUGACUAAGGGAAGUAGAAGGGAAGCUAAGGAUACCUGGUGGUGGAACGAUGAGGUCCAGAAGGUUAUUAGGGAGAAAAAGGACUGUUUCAGAUGCCUAUAUCUGGACAGGAGUGCAGCUAACAUGGAGAAGUACAAGGUGGCGAAGAAGGCUGCAAAGCGGGCGGUGAGUGAAGCAAGGGGUCGGGCGUAUGAGGACAUCUACCAACGUCUAAACACGAAGGAAGGCGAAAGGGACAUCUAUAAGAUGGCCAAGUUUAGGGAGAGGAAAAUGAGGGAUGUCAACGAAGUCAAAUGCAUCAAGGACUUAGAGGAUCAGCUUCUUGUGAAGGAAGAGGCGAUCAAGCGUAGAUGGCAGGAGUACUUUGACAACCUUUACAAUGGAGAGGUUGAGAGCUCUACCAUUGAGCUAGACGACUCCUUUGAUGAUACCAGCAUGUGCUUUGUGCAACGUAUCCAGGAGUCUGAGGUUAAGGAGGCGUUAAGGAGGAUGAAAGGAGGCAAGGCGAUGGGUCCUGAUGGACCUGACCCUUAA